This is a messenger RNA of Carassius auratus (goldfish), 3882 nucleotides long. Its product is annotated as small G protein signaling modulator 3-like. The record is from RefSeq and is a predicted model, not a curated record. Gene Ontology annotation, molecular function: GTPase activator activity; small GTPase binding. NCBI's taxonomy places the organism in Eukaryota, Metazoa, Chordata, Actinopteri, Cypriniformes, Cyprinidae. Gene Ontology annotation, biological process: regulation of GTPase activity.
CUUCCAACAAGGAAGUGAUUUAUUUUAAACAAAUGAAGGAAUUGAAUUGUGCAUUAGCAUACCCUCUAAAAAGCUUCUGGUUGGUUCAGCAGGCAUAAACUGUUGAGUUUCUUGAAACACUGGAGCAGAGACCAAAAGAUCUGUAGAAGGGCUUAUAUGUGCAAAUCCUGGUAUCAGUUUUGCAAUCUUUCCUUCUGAUGUGGGUGGGUAAUCACAUAUCCCCCUCUCUCACACAUCCCCACUGGGUUUGUCAUCAUGAGUUUAGUGGAGAAACAAAGGCUGCCUUAUGCUGGGCUGUAAAUGCAGAUGAUGUCAGUGUCAUGGAGCGAGAAGUCGUGUAAGGUAGUGUGUCGUCUGUGGGUCCACUGGCAUGUUUAAUUUAUCCAAACAAGCUGUGCUGCUGAAGAUUUAGCUUGCCAUCCUGUGUGUCUGUGUUGAUUUGAAGAACUGGAGCAUGAAGGAGGACAGUAUUAAGGGCCUGUGAACCUUGACCUGACCUGCUCCAGCUGGACUCAUCUCUGUAGACGCUAAAGAAACACACUUCAAACUCCAGGACCAUGUCAACAGGUAAUUACACUCCAGCCCGGGGCCCUUUUUCGGCCCUCACACCCAGCAUGUGGCCCCAGGACAUUUUGGCAAAGUACUUUCAGAAAGACCCCGAUAUGGAAGCAGAACUGCAGUAUGAUGAAUUUGGCUUCCGGAUCGAUAGUGAAGACGGGGUUGAGACAAGUAAAUGGCAGCGUGGUGAAGGGGCUCCUCAGAAAGAGGACCCUCAGCAAAGACUUCGCUGGCAGGCCCAUCUGGAGUUCACCCACAAUCACACUGUAGGAGACCUGACUUGGGACAAGAUCUCCCCCACCCUGGCUUGCUCUGACCGCCUUCGGACCCUUGUGCUGGGGGGCAUACCACACAGCAUGAGACCACAGAUGUGGAUGCGUUUGUCAGGGGCCCUGCAGAAAAAGAGAACAUCAGAAAUCUCCUACAGGGAAAUCGUCAAAAACAGUUCUAAUGAGGACACCACAGCAGCCAAACAGAUAGAAAAGGAUCUUUUGCGGACCAUGCCCACUAAUGCGUGCUUCAGUAACAUGUCGAGUGUGGGGGUGCCCAAGCUCAGGCGAGUCCUGAGAGGACUGGCGUGGCUGUAUCCAGACAUCGGCUACUGUCAGGGCACAGGCAUGGUGGUGUCCUGUCUGCUGCUGUUUCUGGAGGAGGAGGAUGCUCUGUGGAUGAUGUGUGCACUGAUAGAGGACCUUCUACCUCCCUCAUACUUCUCCUCCACGCUGUUGGGAGUUCAGACCGACCAGCGCGUGCUCAGACAGCUCAUAGUGCAGUAUCUGCCGAGUCUAGACCAGCUCUUACAGGAGCAUGACAUUGAGCUUUCUCUAAUCACGCUGCACUGGUUCCUCACUGCCUUUGCCAGUGUGGUGGACAUCCGCAUCCUGCUGCGAAUCUGGGACCUGCUCUUCUACGAGGGCUCAGUGGUGCUCUUCCAGGUUACGCUGGGCAUGCUGAAGAUCAAGGAGGAAGAACUGGUAUCAUCUGAGAACUCGGCAUCCAUCUUUAACACCCUCUCAGAUCUGCCCAGUCAACUAGAGGACGGGGCGGCAGUGCUGGGCGAGGCGGUGCGUCUGGCAGGAUCUCUGUCUCAGGAAAGCCUGGAUGCUCUCAGACACAAGCAUCUUGCCUACAUCCUGGCAGAGCAGGCCCAGCUCAACUCCGGCAACUCCCAUUCCCUCCACACCAACCUCAACAAGGUGGUCCGCAGACAGAGCCUGCGUAGGAAAUCCACCCUGAGCUCGCUUCUCUGGGGGGAGGACGAGGUGGAGGCGCUGAAGGCCAAAAACAUCAAACAGACGGAGCUGGUGGCAGCACUGAGAGAAGCCAUCAGUCGGACCGCAGAGCACUUUCACUGCCUGGACCCCCGCAACUGCAGCACUGAUUUGACUCCGGACUAUUCUAUGGAGAGUCAUCAAAGGGAUCACGAGAACUUCCUGGUUGUGUCUCGGAAUCGCCGGAGACGAGCCAAAGCCUUGCUGGACUUUGAGCGGCACGACGAUGAUGAACUGGGCUUUCGGAAGAAUGACAUCAUCACUAUCAUCUCACAAAAAGAUGAGCACUGCUGGGUUGGGGAGCUGAACGGCUUGAGAGGCUGGUUUCCUGCUAAAUUUGUGGAAGUCUUGGAUGAACGAAGUAAAGAGUACUCUCUGGCUGGAGACGACACUGUAACUGAGGCAGUCAAUGACUUGGUCAGAGGCACAUUGUGUCCUGCUCUCAAGUCCAUCUUUCAGCACGGCCUGAAGAAGCCCUCCAUACUGGGAGGACCUUGUCACCCUUGGCUCUUCAUCGAGGAGGCAGCCAGCAGAGAAGUGGAGAGAGACUUCAACUCGGUCUACUCCAGACUGGUGCUCUGCAAGACCUACAGGUUAGAUGAAGAUGGGAAGGUGCUCACACCUGAAGAGCUUCUUUACAGGGCAGUGCAGUCUGUCAACAUGAGCCACGACACUGCACACGUUCAGAUGGACGUCAAGUUUCGCUCGCUCAUCUGUGUGGGCUUGAAUGAGCAGGUGCUGCACCUGUGGCUGGAGGUGUUGUGUUCCAGUAUGAGUGCCGUGGAGAAGUGGUACCAUCCCUGGUCCUUCCUGCGCAGUCCUGGCUGGGUUCAGAUCAAGUGUGAACUCAGAGUUCUCUCAAAGUUUGCCUUCAGUCUCUCCCAAGACUGUGAGCUGCCUACCAAAAAAGAGGAGAAGGAGCAGAGGCCAUUGAAGGAGGGAGUUCAGGACAUGUUGGUGAAGCAUCACCUCUUCAGCUGGGACAUUGAUGGCUAAAGCACCACACACUUCCUGUGAGCUGCAAACACACAGACCAAAUCACUCUCCAUCUGCAGAAAAACAGGGAUCUGAAACACCUGAAAUUCAUCUUCAUUCGUUGUAAAGCUUUAGGUCACAUGGCUGAAUUGUAGAGUGUUUGUGUGUUAUGGCUCAAUAGUUUCACUCUUUGCGACUCUUGUAAGAGUCUGUUUGUACAAAGGAGGAGUUCUUUGCCAAGAUUUCACACAGAAUUAGACUAAAGAAAGACAACCUGCAAACACUUCCUUUCCUCGGUCAUGAAUGAAUGUAGGAUUUAAACCCCUUUGUCCAUUUACUCUUGGUGAUCUCUGGAGAGUAGGAAAGACGUCAGUCCAGCUCUGAUGCUCCAGAAAGAUCGUCUUGAAGAGCUAAUUCAGUGUCUGAAUGAUCAUGCUUGUGUAUAUCAGACGUGUACAAUCAGAGGUUAAACACAUUUUCAUUAUCUUCAGAGGACUUGCCAAUUAUGAUCGUUUCCAAAAUAGCUGAAUAAUAAAAAAGAUAUCCAGUGUGUACCACCCCACAUGCGUAACACCCGUUACAUCCACAGCAAACUAAUGAAGGCAUUGACUUGAGUCGGGUCUCUUUCUCUGGUGUGUGCUUCAGACGCUGGAUUGAAUCUGCCUCAACAUGAAGGACAUCACCGAUUCAGUGCUGUUGGUGUGGCAAGGAACCAGCUUUGUGUUACAUAUUUCUUAUAAACCAUGUAAAGUAUAAAAAGAGAAAAAUAGUAUUUAGCUUUUUUUUUUUUUUUUUUGAGAUAUGAAAAAGAAAGGUCCAGCGCUGUCCAGUCUACAUGGAGUGCUACAUGGGCCGUUCUGAAAGAGCUUUGUGUGUCUUCUCUGCAAGAGCCUGCUGUGGUACAGACGUUAAGAGUACGUGACAGAAAAAGCCUCCACUUUAUCACUCUUGUAAUUGGUAGACAUGGUUGUUCUGAACCAAAAACUAGUCCGUAAUGGUUGAGCAUGACCAAACUCACAGGGCUUUAAAUCAUAUCCACGAUCACUGAUAAUGUGUACGUAAAUAAAUAUCUAUAUCU